Messenger RNA from Brassicogethes aeneus, 2456 nucleotides. The record is from the annotation of a GenBank genome assembly. Lineage: Eukaryota; Metazoa; Arthropoda; Insecta; Coleoptera; Nitidulidae.
AUUGGCAACACUGUUUGCAAUGUUUGCAUCUGUUUCAAAAUUUUAACGUUUGUAUUUGUGUUCUGUGCAUUUGCUGUUCUUGCGAAAAUGGCAAACUUUUUUACUUAUUUAGAAGAAUUAAAUCAAAUAUCUUUUACUGAACUUGAAACGGAUCCUGGCAAUAAACUUGCAAACGAAUUGGAGAAAUUCUUUAGGGAUUGUCAGCAUGUCAAAUCUCAAAUUGGAAAACGUAAAUACGUACCUUUAGGCGAGUUAUAUGAAAGUAUUAAAGAAAAUGAAGAGCCAGAAUGUGAUGAAACAAAAAAUACAAAUGAGACUGAAAGCGGUAGACGUUCACGUCAAUUACGCUCCUCAGAAAUUAAGCAGGAAAAUUUGUUUAACACAAAGCCUGUAAAAAAGCAAAAAAUUUCUGACAUAACAGAAACGCGUGAACCUUUGGAUAAAUCAACCAAUGAUGAAGAAUCCAUACAAAUUAAGAAGGAAAAAGACCAAAUGCCAGCACCAACACAAUUGCCUCCAAGAAAAAAGAAAGUCAAAGCUGAAGUUCCGGAAAGGCCUGCGCGUACUACCAGAAGUAAAGUAAACAAAACCAAGGUUGAAAUUAAAAAAGAACCUGUUAGAAAAGAUUCCGAUGUAGAUAUAAUCAAUACAACUAUUCCAGUAAUUGAAUUACUUGAUGAAUCGGAUUUGGAAAGUACUAAGUCAAUUCAAGAUGCAAAUGAUGAACCAUCCAGAAGUACAAUAACAAUUACUAAAAAUGCAGAAACUGGAUCGGACAAAGCCGAAAGCACAACUAGGAAAACUAGAACUAAGACUAAAGCAGAGAAGACUAAACGGGAGCGAGAUGUGACUGAAGAUCGAGAAAGUGCUCAGCAAAAAAAAAAGUCGAGAUCUAAUUCAGGGAGAGAAAAAAGUUCAACUUUAAGCAGUACUCGGUCUUCAAACCAAACCGAGUAUGAAGAUGCUUUAGCUACUGUUAAUUCCACUUAUGUGGCUACUGACAAUAAUGCUAACGCCACAUACAAUGCGAAUGCUACGUAUGUUACCAAUGCAGAUUCAGAUACUAAGAUAAAUGGAAAGAAAAAGCCUAAGGAGGACUUAUUAAGCGAUGAGGAUACGGACAUUAAAGUUAAGGCAAAGCCAAAAUCAAAAUCCACCAAAAACCAUAACAAUGUUAAUUCCACCUUUAACAAAUUGGAUCUCAGUCCGGUAAUGAAAAAAGUUAAGGCAUUUGAAAAACUUGGAUCAGAACCAAGCUGCGAUUCCCUGUUAAAGAGCAAACAUGAUAAGAACAUAAAAUUAGGAACAGUAAAGGAAAAAUCCAAGAUGUAUACACCAACAACAUCGAAAAUUAUACCCAAGGCAUGUACUACGUCUAAAAUUCCCAAAGGUGUGUCUGGCCUAUCCUCCAAUGAAAGUGCACUCUCAGCAAAAACUGCCAGUCAAAUUAAAGCAUCCCAAGCAGAGUACAGAGAAAGGGAAAUGAGGAGAGAAGCAGAAGCAAUAAAGAAAAAAGAGGCAUUACUUAAGGCACAAAGUGAAGAAAGACGCAAAAAACGAGAGGAAAAACAAAUUAAAGCCCAACAGCAAAGGGAACAAAUUGAAAUGGAUAAGAAACGUAUUCUUGAACAACAAAAGUUAAAGGAAGAUCGAACUAAACAGUUAACUGGCGGAAAAGGAAGAGAAACAAAACACACAUAUCAGAGUGCGUGACCGUAAACGGUUACCAAACAAAGACAAAAGCGCUGCUAUUAAGUUGUUAAAAGAGAAACAGGAAGCGCUUCGAAUUGAAGAAAAAACGUAGGGCCGCCCUAAAGGAAAAACAGAAAAUGGCAACUCAAAAAAUGCCUGAAUAUAUGAUUUCAAAAGCGCCAUUGCUCCUACAGAAGAUUGCUAUGAUUCUGAUGAUGAAAGAAGUAAAAAAAGGAUACCCACUCUACCGUGGUGCACAUCACAAGCAAUGAAGGAAAUGCAAGAAGCAAUGCUGGCAGCCGGGGAAGCUUGCAAAAACACAUUCUUUUGUUGUCAAGCAAUUACACCUGAUCUGACUGAAAUAUUUGAGGCAAUAGAAUCGCAUAAGUUAAAAAGAACAUCGAGCGCAUUUGGCGAAAACCGCCACGUUACACCCUUAUGCCGAUUAGUGAUCAACCGGAAUUUGAAGAAGAGGGAAGAUGAUUAAGUAGGUAAAUUACUUGAAUUGAAUUUAGUAAUUUUUUAUAUAAAUUAUUUCAUAUAAAUUUUAAAGCUUGAAACUGAAACCAACAAGAAAAACUUUGAAUUAGUUUCAGUAUUUAUAUUAAAGUUUUUCAUCACGUUUGGUUUGAUGCUGAGCUGAUAUAUUAUGUAUAUUAUUUUUAAAACGUCAAUAUUUUAUGUUUAUUUAAUUUUAAUUUAUUUUUUCUACAUUUUUUAUGUUAAUUGUAGUUAUCUAAUUUAAUAAAUCUUUAAAAUAUUAA